This is a messenger RNA of Setaria italica (foxtail millet), 860 nucleotides long. RefSeq lists its product as uncharacterized. Bases 175 to 543 code for a protein of 122 amino acids. The record is from RefSeq and is a predicted model, not a curated record. Gene Ontology annotation, biological process: proton motive force-driven ATP synthesis. Gene Ontology annotation, molecular function: proton transmembrane transporter activity. Lineage: Eukaryota; Viridiplantae; Streptophyta; Magnoliopsida; Poales; Poaceae. The transcript is spliced from 3 exons.
AUGGAAUGACCAUAUUACCCUCGACCUCUCGAGGCGUCGACCCACCCCGAGUCCCCCACCCACCCUCCGCCACCGUUUUCCCCUCCCCAUCUCGCCCGCCGUCCUCCUCCUCCUCGAUCUCCUCGCGCCCGCACCUCUCCCCGGCGCUUCACCAAGGGUUUAGGACCGGCGGCGAUGGCGGCGAGGCUGGCGCAGCUGCGCGCGCAGGCGGCGCGUGCGGCGGAGCUCGCCUCGAAGCACGGCGGCUCCUACUACAAGGAGCUCAUGGAGAAGAACAAGCAGUACGUCGUGCAGCCCCCCACCGUCGAGAAGUGCCAGGAGCUCUCCAAGCAGCUCUUCUACACCCGCCUCGCAAGUCUACCAGGCCGCUAUGAAGCAUUCUGGAAGGAGCUUGAUGGUGUCAAGCAGGUAUGGAAGAACAGGAAGGAUCUCAAGGUCGAGGACCUCGGGAUUGCGACUUUAUUUGGAGUUGAGCUUUAUGCAUGGUUCUGCGUAGGCGAGAUUGUUGGCAGAGGGUUCACCAUAACCGGCUAUAAGGUCUAAUGAUUUCCCUGGUUAAGACCUGCUUUAUGAUCUAUACUUCUAGCUGAUGCUUGUCGAAACGACGAUGAUACCUGCCUUCUUUCACAAUUUUGUUUCUUAAAAAGAGUUUCUCUAGUGCUGAAUGUCAGCAAGGACGGGCACAUCGUUGCAACAUUGCCUCAAUAAUUUGCUCGCUCGAUUGUCCAUUUUGGUGCUCUUGUAAUUCUUUGUCAAUUGCAUCUGCUGCAGUACCUUGCAAGCUGAGCCAUUUGUGUCUUUCUUUCUGCCCUCAAAUGAAUUCCUUUUUCCUUGCACAUGAAUGUUAACUCGAUUAUUCA